This is a messenger RNA of Trypanosoma conorhini, 387 nucleotides long. RefSeq lists its product as uncharacterized. The transcript has a single exon. NCBI's taxonomy places the organism in Eukaryota, Euglenozoa, Kinetoplastea, Trypanosomatida, Trypanosomatidae. Bases 1 to 387 code for a protein of 128 amino acids. The record is from RefSeq and is a predicted model, not a curated record.
AUGCCCAAGAGGACUUUGGACCCCGACGUGCCACUAGGAAAGAGCUCACUGAUAGCGGCCAUCGUAUCUUUGUUUGCCGGCGGCGGCGUCUGCUGCUUUAGUUAUGUGUAUUUCGCGCCUUUGCACGCAGAGGGAACACAGCGCACACUGUGCUGUCCCGUGGGUAAGGAGCAAGACGGGGGAGUAAGACACCGCAGAUGCAGCGGCCGCACGGCAACACGGCACCCUCAACACCACCGCGGCGAAGAAAUCCAAGCAAAUAAGCAGCCACACCGCCACGCGCACGCACGGAGCCGCACACUGCGCCGCCAACGGCAGAGCCACCCCACUCGGCGUGUGUGCGUGCGAGAGAGAGAGGGAAGGGGGGGGAAAAAAAGAGAAAGAUAA